Fonsecaea nubica is the source of this 1155-nucleotide messenger RNA. RefSeq lists its product as hypothetical. Gene Ontology annotation, cellular component: transcription factor TFIIF complex. The record is from RefSeq and is a predicted model, not a curated record. Gene Ontology annotation, biological process: transcription by RNA polymerase II; transcription initiation at RNA polymerase II promoter. NCBI's taxonomy places the organism in Eukaryota, Fungi, Ascomycota, Eurotiomycetes, Chaetothyriales, Herpotrichiellaceae. Bases 1 to 1155 code for a protein of 384 amino acids. The transcript has 3 exons.
AUGGCAACUCUUCAAGGAGCAGGGAUCCCCAGGGUCAAGCUAGAACCCGCGCCUGACCAAAACAUUAAGAUGGAGUCCAUGGACGACACACCUUCACCUUUCGUCGACGAAGAUGAUGACAUGUAUGAGGAUGCCGGUGACCUCGAUUUCUCACAGGCACAGCAACAACUAUGGCUCAGUCAUAUUCCGCGAACAUUAUGGGAGACACUCUCUAAACUGCAAGAUGAAGACGAGAUCGAAAUUGGGAGAAUCAGGGUAGAAGGCGCAGAGUCCAAUCCAUCAAGAGUCAGCAUGCUGUUAUACCCGCUGCCAGUGUUCGAGAACGAGCCCAAAGAAUACAACCUCUUCAACCCGCCGCCUGAAAAACUACGAUCACGGAGAUCUGGACAAGCGUUGGUCUUCUCGGAGAAAGAUCUACCAGGAUAUAAACCCCGCACUUUUGCAUGGGACGAUAUCGAUGAAGAAGGCAACCCGGGGCAGGGCCGCUCAUUCCUCUACGAGAGACACAAGCGCGAGCAAAAGAAAAAGGAAAACAAAGGGCGCUUCGUGCCCUACGCUCGACGACCUAUACCAAAACAAACAGCCAUCACGGGCACGAUAGCAAAGGAGUUCGAGGCAGUACCGGUCAAGAACGAUGAGUACUUUGUACUCGAGAACAAGCAGGCGGCAGAACUCCUCAAGAUCCCGGAGCGAGAACAAGCCAUCUUUGCCACUGGCGACUACGACCCAGAGAAGAACAGCAGAUCGUUUAUGACGAUGAGCGAGAGACAAGCUGUCUUGAAGAGCGCCCAGGCAAGGAAGCACGCGCAAAAGGAAACCCGUGCGGCGCGUGUGGACAAGCAUGUCCUCAUCGACAAACUUUUGGAUCUCUUUCGUCAACAUCGCAUCUGGGGUCUACGCGACCUCAAAGCCAAGGUCAACCAACCCGAAGCAUAUCUCCGCGAAACGCUCUCGGAAAUCGCAUUUAUGUGGAAGUCCGGUGAUUUCAAUGGCAAGUGGGAGUUGAAGCAAGAGUUCAAGCAGCAAGAUACGACUUUACUGAACCCAACGGGCGUGGAGGUUGCGCCAAAGGUGGAGGAGUCAGACAUGGACACCAAGUCCGGCAUUGACGACGAUGACGACGAUGUCUUUGAGGAUGUCGGUGUUGACGGUUAG